CGUGGGCAAAGAAAAGAAGACCAGUUCCAUCCCAUUUCUGAAGUUAAGUCUCUCAUUUCUCUCCUCCUUCCAAAAACCUCUCCAAAGUCUCUCCUUCUCUCCGUCCAUUUUUGACAAUGUCUGACGGAGGUAUGACCGUUCUCGACGGAACCCACCUCCGAUCCUUGCGGCUCUCCAUCCCGGACUCCGCCGCCGCGCUCACCGGUGCCCAAGUCCUCGAUUUAGCCGAAUCCGCCGCCUCAAACUCACUCUUCGACCUCCCAUUGCCUCCCGCUCUCAAGUCCGCCGCUCUCAGUCGCCUCAACGUCGAUGAUCCCGCUGCCUUCCGCAGCCAGGAGCUCACCCGCGAAGGUGCCACGGCCAAACUCGACGAGUACCUCGCCGCCAUCGCCGAUGAGCUCAGAGAGAACCCGAUGGUGAUUUCGAUCCUGGACGGGAGCACGCUGCGGGUGUUUCUGGAGGACGAAGACGAUUUCGCCAUGUUAGCGGAGAAUUUGUUCACUGAUUUGGAUUCCGAGGAUAAGGGCAAGAUCAAGAAGAUCGAGAUCAGGAAUGCGCUUCUUCGUAUGGGAGUUGAAACUGGAAUCCCUCCUUUUGAAGAUUUUCCUGUUGUAAAUGACAUCUUAAAGAAACAUGGAGUUGAGGAAGAGGGAGAGUUGGGUCAGUCUCAAUUUGCUGAGUUACUUCAGCCUAUCCUGCAAGAAGUUGCUGAUGCAUUGCUGAAAAGGAAUGUUGUGGUUGUCCAUAACACUCAGAUACUCAAUGGAUCCAAACUUAGAAAGCUGCUGGCCGAUGAAGAACAGUUGAAUACCAUCUUGGCAAAAGUUAUAGACGAGAAGCUCAAAGCAGGGGACAAUCUAAACAGCAAGGAAAUGAUCACCAGUUUCCUUGAUAAACAUGCAAAAGAGGUUGGCUUGCCAUCAUCAGAAGCUAACGAGGCAGUGACCCUCGUUUAUGAUGCAGUGUUUGCUGAGGUGGGUGACAGCAAAUUUGCUGCCGAUGAAGAUGACAAGCUCAGAGAGCUUGUGAAGGAAGUACUCGAGAAACUCGCGGAGCAGCUCGAAGCCAGCCCCAUGUACUCUGACAUCUGAUCAGCUUAGUUGUGAUGUAGUUUGUGCAGUUUAUUGCAUCAUAUUUAAGAGCUAAGAAUCUUUAAGAAAGCCAAACUUGAAUCCUGUUAUGUAGCCACUAGAUGUUACAAGUGAAACAGGGACAUCAUAUCACAGAGAUUGUAAAACCAGCCCUUUUACCAUGGGGUUCCAUUUUAUCUUUAUACGUAUAGAGAUGCGUUGAGGACUGUUCUGACUUCUGAGGACCCUAGUUUCAAAUUGGCGUCGUACAUUAAACAUGA
This is a messenger RNA of Linum tenue, 1351 nucleotides long. Lineage: Eukaryota; Viridiplantae; Streptophyta; Magnoliopsida; Malpighiales; Linaceae. The record is from the annotation of a GenBank genome assembly.